Molecule: messenger RNA, 2087 nt
Organism: Ostrinia furnacalis (Asian corn borer)
Lineage: Eukaryota; Metazoa; Arthropoda; Insecta; Lepidoptera; Crambidae
Gene: NijA
Product: Ninjurin A
Exons: 8
Coding region: 1-954 (317 amino acids)
Biological process (GO): cell adhesion; tissue regeneration
Cellular component (GO): membrane
Source: RefSeq, a predicted model, not a curated record
AUGCUAACGAUCUUAGAAAUAGUACUGAGAACCCUUUCAAAAGAAUGGCGUAAUGACGAAUACCCAGUAACUCAGCAACAGAAUAUUCAGAGUGAAUGGGACAAAGUUACUGGAACUUGGAACUGCGGAACCCAGAUUCACAACUCGGUCUCGCUCCAGGUUGUCAGUUUAGCGGACAACUUGUUAGGCCCUGAAGUAGACGACCUGGACAUGGACGAGCGGCCCGAGACUGCUGAUACCUUCCACGGCAUCGACGACGGCCUGCUGGAGCCUAUCGACAAGACUCCAGAGAUUUUCGGCAAUGGCGACGUGGACAAAAAAGAGCUAGACCCGGACGACCCGCACGCGACGUCAGAAGACGGCGUGGGCGCAUCCGACGGUAAAUGGGAGUGGCCCCCCGACGAGACCGACUACCCCUAUGACAUCGGCAACAGAUUCGGCGCAGACGACCGGCCUAUUUCACCCAUACCCGGCAUAAACCGUUUGCUUUCGGCCGGCAUCCAGCGCCUUUCUUUAAUGAAGUCGCCUUUCCAAUAUAUGAGGCUGCGACAACCGCGUCCUGCGCAGCGCAUUCCGUCGAUCCCGGACGUGAACACGUACCAGCAGAAGAAGAACCUGGCGCAAGGCAUGAUGGACCUGGCGCUGCUGUCGGCCAACGCCAACCAGCUGCGCUACGUCAUCGAGUCCUCCUCCGCCGGCCAUCCAUACUACUACCUCAGCGUCGUCUUCAUCUCGCUCAGCAUCAUCCUUCAGGUGGCAGUGGGCGUUGGGCUGAUAAUGAACAGCCGGUACAACGUGAAGGAAGAGAAAGACAUCUGCAAGGCGGACAAGAUCAACAACAUGACGGUGCUCGGCAUCUUCCUCAUCACCAUCGUCAACGUCUUCAUCGCCUCCUUCAGCGUCGGGCCCGUCAGCACCAAUCCCGCGCCCAUCCCUAUUCAGCAGGCCGGCUGAUAGCUCACAAACUCCUAAAAAUAGUUCGGGAUACCCUAAUGCCCGUUUUCACCAUUAAGUAAUCUGUAUUUUUAAGUGACCCCUAUGAAAACAAAAUUCCUGUUAGGUGUUAUCAUAGGGGUCACUUAAAAAUAGGGAUUGAUGGUGGCUUAAAGUUGACAACACAACCUUAUUCAAAUAGUAAAGAAGACGUGUCUUUAGGCUACUUUUGACGCUGCUGUACAGUCCAACUGUUCAACAAUCUUCUCAUUAGGGAUUUUAUCAUUAAAACACCUAUGUAUGUACUAAUACUGAUAUAGAACAGUCUUUACCAAAGACAUGGUGCUGCAGAAAAUAGUGCAAUUUAUAAUGUUUCGGAUCUCAUUUUAUACAAUUAGGCCCGUUUUAAAAUACUUUCUCAGUUUCUCGAUAGUAUUUUUACUAUUUGGAAAAUACUAUUUACGGUAAAAAAUAGUCUUUUAAAUUCUACAAGUUGACAAAAAGAAAGACUCACUGUCAACAAUUUUCUGGGAUCAUUGCAGCAGGUAUGUGAACCCAAACCUCGAGUAUUUGUUCAAGUCCCGAACCCCAAACUCACCGUUUGGUUUUGGUUCGCAUUCUUAAUAUUCUCCACUUCCUACAGUAGAUACCAUUUUAGAAUCCAGCCCUUAAUCUCAAAGGAGGAUUAAUCAAACAUUAAUGACAAAAAAUAAUUUACUGGCAGAUGUACCUAUUGCCAGAAAGUAGUACAAUAGAUGAAAUAUUAGCAUUUUUCAAUAGGUCUGACUAAAUAUUGAUCUGAUUUUAAGAAUGUCAAGCUAGUGUACAGUUUGUACAUUUUUUUUAUUUGACUUAUUAUAAGUUAAGCAGCUCAAUCUUAUCUCCACUUAAUGAUGGUGGUAUUUAAGUUUAAAGUGUCGAAUGUUUGCGACUAGUCAAUAAGCGCAAGUAAUGCACGGAUAGGUUAGCUUUUGAAAUCGAGAUUAUUUAAAAAUGCCUAAUAAAAACAAAAAUCUAGACUAAACAUUAGACUAAAGCAUCGAGCGUUUACCAGUUUUACAAAAUACCUACCUAUAUUCUUUUUUCACACUUGUUUUCUUUUGGUAUUCACUUUUUUACUUUUGUCAAUUGUUGCAAAGAGUGCCACAGUGUAU